Molecule: messenger RNA, 702 nt
Organism: Drosophila ficusphila
Lineage: Eukaryota; Metazoa; Arthropoda; Insecta; Diptera; Drosophilidae
Product: fibrinogen-like protein 1
Exons: 3
Coding region: 1-702 (233 amino acids)
Source: RefSeq, a predicted model, not a curated record
AUGGCGGAAGAAGAAGAAGAAGAGCCCAACCUUAACAAGCAAACAAGCGAUGACAACCUCUUCUUUGCCAUCUACACAUGUCCCAGUUUCAAUCAGAGUAGCAUAUACAAAAUUAAGAUACCGGGAUCGGAACCUUUUACAGUGCCUUGCGAAUUAACUUUUACCGGAUGGACGGUAAUUCAGAGACGAGUCGACGGAUCGGAAAAUUUCGCUAGAAACUGGACCGAUUAUAAGAAUGGAUUCGGUGACUUGAGUAGAGAGUUUUUCAUUGGACUGCAAAAACUGCAUUUAAUGACCUCGGCUCGACCACACGAACUUUACAUUAAGCUUGGAAAAAUCGAUGGAUCCACUAGCUUCGCUCAUUACGAUGACUUUAAAAUUGGCAGCGAAGCGGAGUCCUUUAAGCUGAUAUCAGUGGGAAAAUAUUCAGGAACAGCAGGAGACUCUCUAAAAUCACGAGAGUCGUACAAGUUCAGCACAUUUGACCGGGAAAAUGACCGAAGUAGAGAUAGUUGCGCUGUUACUCACGGUGGUGGUUGGUGGUACUACGCUUGCACCUACAGCAUGCUAAAUGGAAAAUACUACAAAGAUGGACGAGUGGAAAGCGGCAAAACUUAUGGAAUUCAUUGGGGAUCCUGGCAAAAUGAUGACUGGACAAUCUCUUUAACCUUCGCUGAAAUGAUGAUAAGACCCAAGGCCUAA